This is a messenger RNA of Suillus subaureus, 363 nucleotides long. RefSeq lists its product as uncharacterized. The record is from RefSeq and is a predicted model, not a curated record. The transcript has a single exon. The coding region runs from base 1 to 363 and encodes 120 amino acids. Lineage: Eukaryota; Fungi; Basidiomycota; Agaricomycetes; Boletales; Suillaceae.
AUGUCGUCUUUGCAGUACGCUGAACUUGCUCGGAGAGUAUUUACUUCUCACAUGAGGGCAUAUGCGACCCAUCCCUCAAACGAGAAACACGUCUUCCAUGUCCGACACCUUCUGAUUCAUAUCGGUCAUCUCGCAAAAGCAUUCGCCUUGCGUGAAGCGCCGAAGAUGAUUACUGACGGGAAGAAUCAAGUGACCAGUGCAUCCAAAGGUCGUGGCUUGUGUCCCGCUAAACCCACAAAGCAACAAGCAACAAGAUGUCGGCGAACAUUGUCCGUGUGCAAGGCCGGCUGUCGAAGAACCAACGAAUUUCAGAUUACAUCAGGCGCUGCUUUGGAUUUACUUGUCCAUGGCAAUCGAUUGUAG